AUGGCGCCCGCGGCCCUCCACCUUCUCCUCGCCAUCCUCUGCCUCGGCUCGCGUCACGCUAGGGUGGCAGCGGCGGGGCAACCUCCUUUCGUAAAAAAUCCUUCCAACAACCAACCAAUGCAAGAUGAGUCCAAAUUGUUUCUACAUGCAAUAUUUUCCAACAGGCCACCCAAGUACUAUAACAAUGUAUUUUUCUCACAAAUUGCUCAUAAAUCAAUACACUUAGCACAAAGCAUGAAAAGUAAUGUGGGACAAGCAAAGGGAUCUUCAAAGAUAAUGAGAAAUUCAAUAGAGAAACUGAUACUGAGGGUGUCAAUGUACAAAUGCAAUGCAUUUGGAAUUAUAAGUUCAUCAAGGAAGCGAACAGGGCAGCAAUGGUGUAGUACCUUGCCAAGCCAAAAGUAUGUCAAAAAGCUGAUUCAGUCGAGACAGGCUGAGGCGGUUCCACGUGGAGCAGCUGACUUACCUGAAAACCAAGUUGGCUAA
This is a messenger RNA of Miscanthus lutarioriparius, 486 nucleotides long. NCBI's taxonomy places the organism in Eukaryota, Viridiplantae, Streptophyta, Magnoliopsida, Poales, Poaceae. The record is from the annotation of a GenBank genome assembly.